This is a messenger RNA of Trichomycterus rosablanca, 2384 nucleotides long. It is a transcript of the gene nfs1, whose product is annotated as NFS1 cysteine desulfurase. Gene Ontology annotation, cellular component: mitochondrion; cytosol; nucleus. Bases 125 to 1486 code for a protein of 453 amino acids. The record is from RefSeq and is a predicted model, not a curated record. Gene Ontology annotation, molecular function: cysteine desulfurase activity; pyridoxal phosphate binding. Gene Ontology annotation, biological process: [2Fe-2S] cluster assembly. The transcript is spliced from 13 exons. NCBI's taxonomy places the organism in Eukaryota, Metazoa, Chordata, Actinopteri, Siluriformes, Trichomycteridae.
AGCAUUUGUUGUGCUUGUUAGUGUAGUUUAAAAGACAUCAGAGGACAUUAGUGUGUGAGGUUUGCAGUACAUGGUUAUUAAUAGAUUACUUAUCUUUAUAUGUCCGCAAUAAAAAGGUGGGUUGAUGAAGAUGACGAGUAAAAGUGUUGCGAGGAGAAUUUUGGGCUCUGUGAGGGGGAUUUUCUACAACCUGCGUUUCAGUUCUACACAAACUGCAGCCGGUGCAGAAAACUCAAGCAGAGAAGUCAUCAAAAGUAGGGUACUCGAGAAAAAUGAGCUGCGACCGCUGUACAUGGACUUUCAGGCAACAACGCCAAUGGACCCAAGAGUGCUGGAUGCCAUGCUUCCUUACCAGGUGAACUACUACGGCAACCCACACUCCAGGACUCAUGCCUACGGGUGGGAGAGUGAGAGCGCGAUGGAAAAAGCAAGAAAACAAGUAGCAGAUCUUAUUGCCGCCGAUCCACGAGAGAUCGUCUUUACCAGCGGUGCUACAGAAUCCAACAAUAUGUCAAUCAAAGGUGUGGCCCGUUUCUAUAAGUCCAAGAAGAAGCACAUCAUCACCACUCAGACAGAACACAAGUGUGUGCUGGACUCCUGUCGCGUCUUGGAGACUGAAGGCUUUGAAGUAACUUACCUGCCUGUACAAUGCAACGGCUUGAUUGAUCUGCAGCAACUACAAGAAACGAUACGUCCAACUACAAGCUUGGUUUCCGUGAUGACCGUCAACAAUGAGAUUGGAGUCAAGCAGCCGAUUAAACACAUCGGUCAGAUCUGUAGAUCCAAAAACGUUUUCUUUCACACUGAUGCUGCCCAGGCGAUCGGAAAAAUCCCCAUUAAUGUGUCUGACUUGAAAGUGGAUCUGAUGUCUAUCAGCGGGCACAAAAUAUAUGGCCCCAAAGGUGUCGGUGCUUUGUAUGUAAGGAGGAGGCCCAGGGUUCGUCUUGAACCUCUGCAGAGUGGAGGAGGUCAGGAGAGGGGGUUGCGCUCAGGCACUGUGCCCACUCCUCUUGCUGUUGGAUUGGGUGCCGCUUGUGAGCUUGCCCAGCAAGAGAUGGAGUAUGACCAUGUCCGGGUAUCCGUGCUUGCUGAUCGUUUUGUGCAGAAGAUAAUGGCUGGGAUUCCUGAUGUAGUUAUGAAUGGAGAUCAUGAACAGAGAUAUCCAGGAUGCAUCAAUUUAUCAUUUGCCUAUGUUGAGGGGGAGAGUCUGCUGAUGGCUUUAAAGGAUGUAGCUCUUUCUUCUGGCAGUGCAUGCACUUCUGCUUCGCUUGAACCUUCCUAUGUAUUGAGGGCUAUUGGAACAGACGAGGAUCUGGCCCAUUCCUCAAUCAGGUUUGGAAUUGGACGCUUUACCACAGAGGAGGAAGUGGACUACACUGCUGAGAAAUGCAUUCAGCAAGUUAGACGUCUUCGAGAGAUGAGUCCUCUGUGGGAGAUGGUGCAGGAAGGCAUUGACCUGAAGAGCAUCAAAUGGACCCAGCACUGAACCCUCUCACACAUGGUAUAGGGUUGCUGAAGUGUAAAUCCCUCUUUUGUAAAAAGUGAUCUUGUCCUCAGAUAAAAACACGCACAAUUUUAUUAUUUUUGAGAGAAUUGAGGGCGUUUAAUCAGUCGGUGAAUGUGUUUUGUACCAAUUGUGGUAACAGCAAGCAGGUAUGACAAAGUUGACCUUUCAAGCUUAGCUUUUACUAAACAUUUAGGGCUUUCACCAUAAGCAUUGUAUAAUGGAACUUUAUUUUGUAACUAGAGUGUAGCAAAAUAUAAUCAGCUACAAGAGAUUGCGUGAAAUGAUUCCAAACUAUGCCAGAAAAUGUUUCUUUUUCUGUAAUAAUCUGUAUGUAAGUUCAGACAAGCCAUAGUUGCACUAUAAUUCAUGUGCUUUUUUGUGCAAUGCCAAAACAAGCAAGGCAUUAGCAUUCAUGCACACACGGCAUUGCAUGAAAUUAUAGAUUUCAAACAUAACAUUAACAAAUUCACCAACCAGUGAUGUAUUUUUAAAGCAUGACUGUUCUUCUUUAAUUAACGUGCUACGAUGACAUAAAUUACUUAAUUCUCCGGUCAGUUCUACCAGCUAUUGUGCAGAACGUGGGAUUUGUCACAUAAACGCUGCAUCUCAUGAUACUGCUGUAAUGUUUUACAUGUAGACUAAUUGCAAACAGUGAAGAAAUCAUUCAGGACUUCCUGCAUAAAGUAUUUGUUGCAAGUAAUGUUGUCAUAGUUUUGUUAAAGCUGUGAUGUUCUCUAGUUUAUGCUUUGAGUGUCGGAUUUUAUCUAGACAUUGUCUUGAUUAAAAAAAGAUUGUGUCGUAUCAAUAAACCUUAUUCAAAUAAUUGUAAACUAUUCCCAGCAAACUACAAUAAAGCAGAAGCUUGUGACUGUCUUCA